This is a messenger RNA of Cinara cedri, 8319 nucleotides long. NCBI's taxonomy places the organism in Eukaryota, Metazoa, Arthropoda, Insecta, Hemiptera, Aphididae. The record is from the annotation of a GenBank genome assembly.
AUGUUGUACGACAUUUUAACGGUCAUGAUAUGUUAUACAUUGGUAUGCCAAUUGGAAACAAUCAACGACGGAUUCCAAACAUUAGGACACAGUAAAGACAAACAUUACAGUGAGUGCAUAUUUAUGUUUGAAGAAUCAAAUACACCGGAUCCGUUCAGUUCAGUUUAGUUCAUCGGCAAUUGACUAGCAAAAGACGGACGCCCAAAUUAAAUAAAACACUUGUUUAAAUUCCUGAAGGAACAGACACUACGGUAAAUUGGUGAUUAAACAAAAAUUAUUGAUGUGCGGUAUAAGUCAAAAUCAUGACUGACCGAUCCCAUUCGGAAUAAUGCGAUUUAACUGAACUGACCGGAUCCAAUGUGAACGCUUUUUAUAUUAUAUUUUUGCAUAUGAGAACUAUACCAAGCCUAUAAACACUACGAUUCUACUUCUAUACUAGUUAUUAUAUGUGCAUAAUAUUAAUAUUUGUAAUAAAGUGAAUACAGGGGUACAAAAUAAAUGAAUGUAUACCCACUAAUCACUUAGAUUUAUAGGCAGAUAUAUAAAGUGAUUAAAAAUGAAUAUUUUAAAAUAAUGGCAAAGGUAAUAAAAAUCUCAUAUUUUUUUUUUUCGUGCAAAUUUUUGAUUAACUUUGUAAGUAUAAUGAAAAUAAUAAUUAUAUUUAUAAAAAUCAAGUAAGUUGAACCAGUGGCGUAUUUAAAGGGAAUGGUAUUCGGUUGAUAUACUACCCCUAGAAUUUUUUACAAAAAACACACAUUAUUAGUAAAAAUACAUUUUUAGUUACACUCAGAAUCUGAAAAAAGAAAAAUUUUAGUAGAACUAAUACAUCUAAACCCAGGUUAAGAAAUUUAAAGCCUCCAAGGCCAAACUUUUUAACGAGGCCAUCAGAAGGAAUAAAACAAUUAUUGUUAAAAAUUAUUACUCAAUACGAAAAACAAUAAAUAAUGUCAUAGAGAUAGUAAAGUGAUAUUUAAAAUUUGAACAAAUAAAUUUAUUUUUGUAACAAAACUCUCCUAGAAUAAUGGGAAAGGGUGCAGCCACUGUUGUAGGUGGGAAGGUAGGAUACAGAAAAGAAAAUAAUAUAUAUCUAUAAGCAAAGAUAAACCAUUGCUAACAAAAAAGCGAUUCUGAGCGGAGUUCAGGUGAUAGUGAUGCUUUGUCAACUAUAUAUGUGUCAUAUUAUGGUAAAAUAAUUAAUUAGGCAUUAUAUAUUUGCUAUAAUAAUAUUUGUUUAAUAUUGAUCCAAUUUUCCCGUUUUUCCUAUGUUUCUUCCCAGUUUUUUACAAUUGCUGGGAAAAAUGUUGAAAAAAUCGAAAAAUGACCUCUCUAAAGUACCUUUCCAGUCAGAUUUUCUUUCAGAAAAAAUUCCAUUAUUGUUAAUCGGAGCAAAACUUCUGGUAAAAAAGUUGUCCACAAAAAAAAAAAUUCGUAAUAUUUUACUAAUAUUUUUUGUAAAUUUUCCGUUUUUCCUCCGAUUUGUUUUUGGUUUUUCAUAUUUGAUGAGGAAAUUCUUGAAAAAACCGAAAAAUGACGUCCUUAAAGUACCACCCCAAGAAAAUUUCCUUUUUGAAAAGUGUCUACAUUGUAAACACCGGAGUAAGUUUUCUGGUAGAAAAAGUGUUGACAUAAAAUAAAAAAAAAAAUAAAUAAACAUCUUUGUAAAACCAAUACAUUCUUCGCUACACUCAGAAUAUAAAAUUACUAUAAUAGUGCCCACUAUAGUAAUCUUGGGGUAAUGAAGAAAUAUUAAAACUAAUAAAAUAUUUUACAAAUUUAAUGAUUAAAUGUAUAGAUAUAGAACGUAAUAUACUGUGGUAAAAUUUAGGCUCUUAAAAUGUUGUGGCCUGGGGGCCCAGUGGCCCUUAAUGUUUUAUUGCUCAGAAUAUAAAAUAUGGUGUGCAGAUUUUUUUUUUUAAAUUCUAUUAAUAUCACCUCACAGAAAAAGUCAUUAAUAUGCCACUGGUACUCAUAAUAAUCAUUGUAUAAAUGAAAUUCGUGUUUAUAUAGAUAUCGAUGAUAAGAUACUAUUAGAAAAAGAUUGUGACGUAAUUAGCGAUUUAAAAAAGAUUAUUAUUGACCACCAAAACAUAAUUAAGUGAGUAAUUUAAUUUAAUUUAUUUAUACAAAUUGAAAUAAUUAUCACGUAUUUCUUAUUUAGUAAAACCAUUACACAAUAUACGUACACAUCAUUUGCCGCAACGAAAAAGGUCUUAAGUCAAUUCGAGUCGUAUCUUUGAGGUAUUCAUUUCUAGAUCGUACUUUUAUUAUUUUUUUUUUUUUUGCAUCGAUCACAAAAACAUUAGUAUCUCUGACUAAUUCAAAGAGAUUAGAUUUGAAGUUGGAAAAAAUGAGAAACGACCGUUUUCAUUACGGCAGGCGAUAUAAUAUAUAAAAUGUUUAAUCCGCAUUUGUAUAAUUUUACAUACAAUAUAAAAAACAAUAACAAAUUAUAAGAGAUUUUUUGUUUUUUUCAGGAACUUAAACACUUAUUAUGAUAUUUCCCGGUCAAUAAUGUUGAUUCAAAUAUUUAUAUCAUCAAAUUCACACAUACUAAUCUGGUUUAUUUUAGCAAAGGUACGAUGCAUACAUACAUUUGAUUAAACAGUUAAACGUAUAUAUUAAAAUAAACGUUUGCCCACAUAUCGCAUUAUUUACGACGAAUUAUUAACAAAUAAAAAUUCUUAAAAAUGUUUAAGAAAAAAUGUAAUCGAUUUUAAUUUUUGAAUUGAGGGUCUGUACGCGAUCCGUUUUUUUUUUUCUCGUUAUUUACCGUGUUAAAUCUCCUGCCCCUCGUAGAGACGUGCACUAACGAUAUACUUAAUAUUUUUGAAAGAGAUUAAAAAUUCCUGCAGGGAAAGUUUGGCAUUGGCCAGCUUAAGAGUUAGAGUUAAGUUACGUCAUAAUGAGUGAUUUUCUUUUCACUGGAAAAAGUAACAUCGAACUUAACCCGUCGUUGGUGGCGUCUCCUUUUUUUUUUUUUUCGCACUCCUACGGUCGCGUGGUAAGAGAUUCUCUCACCGCGUGCGUAAUCGUCGCGGUAAAGGUACGGUUUCGCACGCGCGACUGGCCGCAACGACUGAACGCAACGACCGGUCGCUAAUGACGCAUUCGCAUGUAAUCUACGAACGUGAUUUCCAACGUGCGGUCGUCGUGCACGUGUCGAAAACAAUCGCGACUGUACUGAUCCGAUGUUGUCUACGGGUGGCAUACGAGUCUAUAUUCAUAUUUUCAAUCGAAAUAGCGCGACAAAUUUGAUUAUUAGGUUAUUUUUUUUUUUGUUUUUUGCCUAUAAACUACGACUUAAUUAAUAAAUUGACAAUAUAUAUUGACAAUCGUUAAAUAACGAACAACAAUAGUAAAUAAAUAAUCAUGUCAAAAACCAUUAAAUCGAAAUUUUUGCCAAACGAGGACGGAAUUUUACUCCUCUAGGCAGUAAUCUACUUCGUUUUCUUCCGCUAAUAGAAAACUGAUUAUGUUAUCACGAUUAAUAAUAAUUUUCCCCGUCGUAGUCCGUUUAAUAAUUACGUUACAGUAAUAUUAUUAAAUUUAAAAAAAAUCAUAAACACGUUUGCACGCUACUAAAUCUCAGGAUAAAACGGACUGUUAUACGCCAGUCGCAGAGUGUAUAGUCGCGUGUAGGAAACCACCAGUCGGUACGCAGCUUCUGGUCAUUACGACUAGGCGUUGCGUUCGGUCGUUGCGGCUAGUCGCGCAUAAGAAACCGUACUUUCAGCCGGAUACUGACAAUAGAUCGAUUACAAAGUCGGUUAAUUUUUAGAUUAAAUGCGUCUGUUAAGAUACAGCGUAACUACUAGGCAAUACACCGAUAUAAAAGACGGUGGUGACAGAAUGGCCAAUGACGGGUUAACGAGUUAUUUUUAUUAUUUUUUUUUUUUUUUUCUAUAAAGUAACUUUUCGCGGUAAAUUAAGUCUAUAUUCAUGUUGAGGUGAACUUUUCCAUAACAUAUAAACUUCUAAAUUUAUACAUUUAUAAUUUGCACUUUGUUUGGCUGAACAAUAGAAAAGAAAUAUAACAAUUAUCUGGAAUAUUAUUUAUAAUACAAUACUAUUGUAAUUUAUUACACAAUAAAUGUACGCAUAGGUUCUAUAUUUUAAAUAAUUGUAGACUGUCGACGAUAUAAUGAAUUUCGCACUAUUCUUGGAUUACGAUAUCUAGGUUUCAACGUAACGUACACAAAUACAACUUUAUACCCACUAAAUUGACAAUAUAAUUUCCAAGUAAUAAAUAAAACUAUUUAUACUUUUUCACGGAACAUGGGUAUUAAUGCAUUAUAGCCGUAUUAUAGAUGUUGAACAGAAAAGUUAUAGGGGCAAUCAUUACUGAGAGAGAAAAAAAAAAAUAAUAGAUAAUAUCUCAUUUACUCAAUAUUGGCAGUAUUUCAUACGCGUUUGAAUAUUCGAAUUGUCUAUUAAUAGUUGUUAUGAUAUCGAUAUCAUUGUAAAGGAAAUUAAAAGAAAUUCGAUUUACCGACGGCCAUAACGCUAUAAAUUAAUUAAUAAACUAUUUAACAACACGGCCAGUAGAUUUCAAUUAUUAUUUAUUAAUAAAUAAACUACUAAUUGAUUUCAGCCAUUUCCGGGUAGUAUUUUCAACUGAAAUAUUUUGAUAUUUAUAGACACAAAGAAAUCGCCGAUUGGCCGUAACACGUCUUCAAUUAAUUAACUUUAUACAUACUAUAGUUUUCGAAGUCUAACAUCUAUAUUAUACUAUUGAACUUAAUUGCGUAACUUUUACUAGUUGAAUAAAAAAUAAAGGUAACUUUAAACUUGAAAGUUAUACUUAAAUUACUUUUUAGAUUGUGCGGAACGACGAAUAUAUUGGUUUUACUAAGGUGUUUAUUUUUUUUUUUUUAUACACUGUGUACACAAAUUCGACUAGAAAUCUUGCCCCGAUAUAUACGCGUGGCACUAUUUCUGAAAGGAAAUAUUGUCCAGAUUGUACUUUUGGGUAGUCAUUUUCUGAAUUUCCAAACAGUUUUCAUUAUCUCUGAGUAAAACCAGGAUAAAGCGUAAGAAGAAUUAAGAAAUAUUCGAAAUUAAUGCUUUUAUUAUUUUAUCAUUUUUGUUAUUUGUUGUAAUUCAGUUAAAAAUGUCCGUAGAGACAUGAAAUUUGGACGGAAAACUUAUAUUUGCCUUUUAUAGUUUUUCAAACAAUUUAAGCCAUUUUUGGGCUAUUUGUAGACAAUUUAAUUUUGUGAGUUUUGUACGUAAUUUUUAUUUGGUAGAUACUGCGUGGUAAAAUUGUUUGAAAAUUUAACCGGAGAUGCAUUAAGUUUUACUUUUUGGUAAAAAAAAAAAAAAAAUUGAGUUUAAUAUAGUAUUUGUUAUUAUAAAAGAGUUUUUUUGAUAUUAAAUUUAGACGAAAAUUGUUCGAGUAAAAAAUUAUGUGGAACAAAUCUAAUUUUUCAAUAUUUUUUUUCGAACGUAUGUAUAUUGCCGAUUUAAGAACGAUGGUUAAGUCAGAAUUGAGCGGACUGAAUAAAUUUCGAAAUUAGAGCUUUUUGAAGUUCAGAUAUUAUGCAGAUAUUACAUGUUUAUGUUAAAUAACUCUAUAAUAACUAUAUAACUCUAUAUUGUCUACUUUACUAUACAUUUAUUGUAGUCGAAUGAUCAUGAGUACGUAUUGACAUAGUGGGGCCUCGGGUUUCUAACCUGGGAUUUGAAAAAAAAAUGUUUGCAUUUUUUUUUUCCUUUUUACCUAAAUAGGGGAAAAACAAAUGCAUUUCAAGUGUACCUAAAGUUCGAACGAUUUUAAUCGAAAAAUACACUUCGAUUUGUUAUGCAAACUUUUCUACCAGAAAUCUUGCUCCCAUGUAUCAAAUGUAGAUUAUUUUAUUUAUGUCUAGAUAAGGUGAAUAUAUAGAAUUCUGGCCAAACUUCAAGUCAAAUAACAAAAUUGAAAAAGAAGAUAAGCAUUAUUUCAGUAAAUUAUCCGUUUUUCUUACGUUUUUUCUCACUUUUUUCUUACUUUUUUCUUUUAUUGGGAAAACUGCCGAGAAAAUUAAAAAAUAUCAUUCCUAAAGGACCGCCCCAAGAAAUUUUACUUUCGGAAAAGGGUCAAUAUCGUAUAUAUCGGAGCUAGAUUUCUGGUAAAAUUUUUGUACAUUAUUUAAAAAAAUAUUAACAUGUUUGUAAAACCAAUGCAUUCUACAUUCGCUACACUCAGAAUCUAAAAUCGUUCAUACAUUAAUUAUUUUUAUACUAUUUGGAAAUUUAUUUUUCAAAAUCAAAGUUUAAUGCAUCUUAAAAGAAGUCUUUAUAUUUCCAAAAAAAAAAGAUUGAAAUUACACGUCUCUACAAAGCAGGAAAGUGAAUUCUGCAAUAAAGUAUGUUCUGAGCACAAAAACAGGUACCCUUACUAUAAUUUUUACUUCAUUAUUUGUCAAUGUAUCUCCAACUCCAAUUAAAUAAUUUACAUUUCUUAAAAUAAUUAAUAUAAACUUCACAAUAAUGUUUAAUAAUUUGACUUUCUUACUUACUUUGACAUUUAAAACUAACAUUCAAAUAUGUAUACAAUUAUUUAUAUGGUUUUAGAGUUAUUUCGGUGGCGGUGAAAUGGGAGAUUCUAUAAUAUCUGCUAAGCUGAUGUUCGUACUCCCUGUGUUUAUUUUUCAAUUGUUUAUGACGUGUUAUUUAUUUGGAUUGAUUAAAGAAAAAGUAAUAGUUUUAGUACAGUAUAUUAAAAUAAAAUAUAUCGUUGUCAGUUUAUUUAUUGGUUUACAUUAAUACCUACAAAUAAAUCGUCCAUAAACAUUAAUUAUUUCAUUAUUAAUAACUACAAAUCGAUCGUUAUUCUGAUUUUUUUCAGAAAGAUUCGAUAAUUUUAGCGUUAUAUAGCAGCAAUUGGACGCUAAUGAACAUGAAAAGUAAACAAUUAAUUUUAUUGAUGAUGAAAAUGAAUAAUGCUAACCAGAUAAAAAUGCAGUUUACACAAUUCAGAAUCGUUAACUUAGAAAUGUUUACCAACGUAUGUAUAUACCUAACGUGACCACUGACCAUACGUCCCGCUUUCGGCGGGAUAGUCCCACUUUUAUGCUAUGCGUCUCACAUUUGAGAUAUCGCUUAGUAAAACAAAAAUAUCAGUAUUCAAUAGUUAACUAUUGUAACAAGUAGUUUUUUAGUAGUGAACUAUUACACUUAGUAGUUAUUUAGUAGUGAACUAUCUAAUAACGUAUAGUAUACUAUUACAAUUAGUAGUUAUGCAACAGUGAAAUUCAAACUUAUCUAUAUUGAUAUACCUCGCCACCACCCGCCGCCGCCGCCGCCAUUCAUAACUUACUAUUUUUUCAGAACUAUUCAAAAAACAAAGUUAUACACGUAUUAUUAUAUUUUUACGGAACAAAAAUAAAAUAAAUUUUUGCGUCCCGUAGAUUCCGCAAGAGACAACGAGACAGGUACAAAAAACGGGACGUAUGAUCACCUUAGUCAUACUGUAUUUGUAUAGUAUUUUGAAAUUACCCCCCCACCCCCCACUUACAUACUUACCCCCAUGCUGAAUCAAAUACGGGUAAACGUAAACUAUUUAGACAUUCACACCCUCGAGAUCAAUAAAACUUUGUCCUUUACUCGUAGGUAUCUAUGAGUACCAUAGCCAAUUUUUUUUUGUGGGGAGGAUGGGCACUGAUCAUUUUUAUGUUAACUACUAUUUUUUAAUACGAUCAAAAUACACCAAAAUAACCAAGAAACAAAACUAGAGGUUACGUGCUCCCACCCCUCCUUCCCCUUUACCCCUCCCUGGCACUGGUGUCCACUAUUCAAAGGAUGUUAAAAUUUCCAUUCCCAAAAAUUCUGCAAUUUCGAGAUGUCACUGUAAAUAGGUAUAUUUUAUUUUGAAAUUGAUUUAAUAAUUUACAUAAUCAUAAAAUUCAACUUUCAAUAAUUAGGUAAAUAGGUUAGUGGAUAAGGCGUUAAUAUGUGCAGGGUCUCGUAUUCAAUUCCAAGUGGCAAUAGAAAUGAUAUUUCAAUUUUUUGCAUUUUUUCUUACAUUUUCGUAAAAAAUUAUUUUUGUGUAAACUAUUAAAAUGUCUAAUAGUUUAUCCAAAAUGACUAUUGGAGAAAUAUAAGUAGUAUUUUAAUAGUUUUUUUUACUAAGAGAAACGUCCCACUGCCCUCAAAGAACGAAAAGCUUUGAUAAAAAAGUUCCUAUGGAAAUGGUUUCUGUCGAAAAAGGGCACGUGUUUAUUGAUCGCAGCACAAAAAAAUAUGGCUUUCGAAACAUUAAACACAGUGACUAACAUUUUACAAAUUGUACAACAGAGUAAUUUUAGUAAUUUGUCUGACGCGAAUCGCUUAUUGUAA